CCCACCUGCAGUCUCCCGCUGCCGCUGCGGGCUCCGUUAAUGAUUAACCCCAAGGAAAGCACUGGCCAGGUGGCCCUGAUUGGGAUCUCCCCGCUAAUGGUUUGUGUUCCCUCUCCUCUCCAGCUGCUCCCGAGGAUGAGCUCCGUGCUCCUGCUGGCCCUGCUGCUCCUGCUUCCCGUGGGGAAUGCCGGAUCCCAGCCGGAGCGGGCGCUGCCCCGCCGGCGCCUCUCGUGCGUCAGGUGCUGCGGGCCCGAGGAGCAGCCCGUGCCCAUCGUGUCCCAAAGGUGGGCCAGGAUGAGCGGAGAGCCCCAGUAUUCCCUGCCCAAAAUCCAGCCCACCAUCGACAUCACCAUCCUCAAAGGCGAGAAGGGCGAGCGGGGCGAGCGGGGGUGGCCGGGGGCGGCGGGGCCGGCGGGGCAGCGCGGGCCGCGGGGGCAGCCGGGCCGCAAGGGCCAGCCGGGCCGGGCCGGGCCGCAGGGCCACUCCUGCAAGCUGCUCUUCGCCGCCUUCUCCGUGGGCCGCCGCCAGCCCCAGCACAGCUCCCACUACUUCCAGCACCUCACCUUCGACACCGAGUUCGUCAACCUCUACCAGCACUUCAACAUGUUCUCCGGGAAGUUCUUCUGCUACGUGCCCGGGAUUUACUACUUCAGCCUCAACGUGCACACCUGGAACUUCAAGGAGACCUACCUGCACCUGAUGAGGAACGAGCAGCCCGUGGCCAUCCUGUACGCCCAGCCCAGCGACAGGAGCGUCAUGCAGAGCCAGAGCCUGAUGCUGGACCUGCAGGAAGGGGAUGAGGUUUGGGUCAGGAUGUUCAAGAGGGAGCGGGAAAACGCCGUUUACAGCGAGGAGUCGGAUGUUUACAUCAUCUUCAACGGGCACCUGAUCAAACCCGCCCUGGAGUAGGAGCUCCUCAGCUCCAGAGAGAAGCUUUGGGCGUCCAGCAGUGUCUUCCCUCUAGAAGUGCAUCUUUUGGAACGGUUGUAGCUCCUAGAAGAGUUCUUUUUCCACAUCUGCGAGGAUCCAAGCUGCACAAGAAUUCCAGGAGGUUCCCAGCUCCCUUUGUGGCCCCUCAGGAACAUCCCUGGAGUUUUUCCAAUUGACAGCAAAAUUUUCCCGUCUUUCCCUGCCUCUCCCGUUCCACUUGGAAUAUUUGUCAUCCUUGCAAGGGUGGUUUUUCCACUCAUUUAUAGAUGGAAGGGACUGUUCCAACUGCACAAGAAUUCCAGAAGUUUUCCAGUUCUGUGUAACCCCUCAGGAAUAUCCCUAAAGAGUUGCCAAGUUGGCAUUAAAAAUUUCCCUUCUUUCCCUGCAUCUCCCAUUCCAUUUGGAAUAUUUGUAGCCCUUGGAAGGGUGGUUUUCCACCCCUGUGUGGACAAAGGUGACUGUUCCACCUGCACAAAAAUUCCAGAAGUUUCCCAAUUCCCUGUGAAGACCCUGAGGAACAUCCCCAAAAAUUUGCCAAGUUGGUGGCAAAAAUUUCCCUCUUCUGCUGUGCUUUAAAGAAGGAAUUAUAAUAAUUAGGAUAUCAUUAUGAUUAAAUAAUUAUCCCUAAGGACCAGAGCGGUUAUCCAGGUGCUAAUUAAGGAGUGUUGUUACUCCUGUAAAAAUCUUGGCUAAAUAGAGCCCCCCCUUAGCGGGACCAGGUUGGAAAUUUGGUGUUAAAAUCCAAAUUUUGCACAGGAAUUAAUCUCAAAUUCCAGUUUGGUUCCAUUCCAUGCCAUAUUCCAUUAUUUCAGCAGAACUAUGGAAUUAGAGAAAUAACAGCACAUGGAUUCUGGAAAGUUUUUCCUGGAAAUCAGAGCUUGGUCCAACCACAAGCUCCAGAGAAAAACUUCCCAUGAGAACAUCCAGCCUGGCUGGGAACGUGCUCCCAGCUGAACAAAAUGCUGGGAAUUUGGGAUUUGCCAAGCUGGGAUUUCAGGCUGUGCUCCCAUCUGGACAUUCCCAUUUUGGAGCAGCAUCAUUUCUGGAAAAUGGAGGAAAAACUGGAAAUAAAAAGGAGUUUUUGUUCAAGCAGUGUUUUUUAGGGAUUUGGGGUUUUCUUUUUUCCUAAAAAAUUAUGGAUAGAACCAUGGUGCAUGCAGCAGCACCUCAUCAUUUUAUCCCAUUCCUUCUUUUCUUUUCUCCCAGUCUCUCAUUUCCUUCCCAAACCCUUUUGGACAAAGAAUCCAGGGAAAUUCUUGCCAGGAAAACGCUUCCAUGGAUCUCACUUCCUCCAGCUUUGGGAAAAGUAGCUGAAAUAAAGAUUUUGCUUUCAGUACCUGGGGUUGUUUCUCAUUUUUCCAUAAUUUUUCCCAUAAGUUUUUCUGCAUUCCCUAGCUAA
Messenger RNA from Oenanthe melanoleuca, 2329 nucleotides. RefSeq names its product C1q and TNF related 8 (gene C1QTNF8). The coding region runs from base 40 to 909 and encodes 289 amino acids. The record is from RefSeq and is a predicted model, not a curated record. The transcript has 2 exons. Gene Ontology annotation, molecular function: protein binding. NCBI's taxonomy places the organism in Eukaryota, Metazoa, Chordata, Aves, Passeriformes, Muscicapidae.